Aspergillus udagawae is the source of this 513-nucleotide messenger RNA. RefSeq lists its product as uncharacterized. Bases 1 to 513 code for a protein of 170 amino acids. The transcript has 2 exons. NCBI's taxonomy places the organism in Eukaryota, Fungi, Ascomycota, Eurotiomycetes, Eurotiales, Aspergillaceae. The record is from RefSeq and is a predicted model, not a curated record.
AUGCAUCUUGUUGUGGCCCUUAUCCUGGCGGCCAGCGGCAUAACCAAUGCCCUUAACUGCAAAUGUUCUCCUUCUGACUCGUGUUGGCCAUCCGACGAUGAUUGGGCCUCUCUCAAUCACACUGUGUCCGGAAGGUUGAUUCGAACGGUCCCAGCAGCAGCCGUGUGCUACCCCGAUGAGCCCAACUAUAAUUUAGCAGCAUGCACAGCCGUGCUGGGCAACUGGACAAGAUCGGCCUUCCACGCCGCAGAUCCGGUCAGCGUCGAUGAUCCGGUUUGGUCCGACAACAGCUGUAACCCGAUCUACCCAAAUGGAACAAGCAUCACGGGCAACGCGCAUGCAGGCCAGCAGGGUUGCACCAUCGGCAACUACCCGGUCUAUGUUAUCAAUGCCACGGAAUCAGAACACAUUCAGGGCGGGAUUCGAUUCGCAAAGCAGUGGAAUCUGCGGCUGAACAUCAAAAACACUGGCCACGGGUCCGAUCGCAGCAUCAACCACGGAAGUUUAUCGUAA